AUGGAAAGUAGAGAUAAUGAUGAUGAAUUGAGCUUUAGUCCGGCAUUACCGAUAGAUGAGGCCAACGCAGACCAAGAUGUGCUACGCUACUUACGAGGUGUACGCAAUGAAGCCAGCACGAUGAAUCAAAUACUAUACUAUGAUAAAAGUCAGCAGGAAGACGAAGAUUCUGUUGCUUUGUUCCAGCAAGUAGAUGUUGUCGCCGACGUUGAGUUCGAUGCAUGGUCAACUCAAUUGGUUAACAAAUUCAAACUACUAAAAAAGAAACUACACACUCACGAUGUUGACACUAUACCCUACGACAACAAGUACUCCCUCAAAUGGAAAACAGCAUUUAAACAUUCACCACCAGAUAUGAAUUAUUUCCUAUAUGCAUUGGACAGGAAAAUAUGUUUUGAUAUUUUACUAGAAUUGACUAAAAGACUCAGCAUAACGAUGAAGGAUUCUUUUGGACAAUGGAUAUGGAAAGUAUUUUUGAAACUUGACAAUAUAUUAGAAGCUAGUGAGUGUUCGAUAUUGAGAGAAUUGGCCAAGACUGCGAUAAAAUUAAAGUCAAAGUUGGAAGAAAGUACCACUGUGGAAAAUUCUGUAGCCGCUUUUACAUUUGAUAUGAUCAUUGUCAUCGUGGGGACAUACUAUGGACAAUUUGACUUGUUGCAGGAGAGGUAG
Messenger RNA from Lodderomyces orthopsilosis Co 90-125, 669 nucleotides. RefSeq lists its product as uncharacterized. The record is from RefSeq and is a predicted model, not a curated record. Lineage: Eukaryota; Fungi; Ascomycota; Pichiomycetes; Serinales; Debaryomycetaceae. Bases 1 to 669 code for a protein of 222 amino acids. The transcript has a single exon. Gene Ontology annotation, biological process: spliceosomal snRNP assembly.